AUGGAAGGCAACGCGGUGGUGUUGAAGAGACCCAGGGCUACAGUCGAUAACUCCCACCAGUCUACAUGUAGCGAAUACGCAAUUUAUCUUGGUACCGAAGAUGUUCCGAAUCGUCAAGGCAAUGAGCUCUGUUAUUACGCCUACCUUCUAAUCACCAAACUCAACGAAGCCGGGAAUCGCAAGGUCGUGACUGUUAAAGUGUGUGCUGAUCAUGAUGGAAUCACUGCUAGGGAUAAAAACCACAACGUCAAAAUCAGUUCUUCACUAGACGACCUGACGUAUGUUUGGGUGCAUCCGCAGGAGCCUCGAAUCCUUGGCAUAAUCACCACCUGCAAGGACCAGGAGUCCAGCAAACCUGCGUCUAAAUUUACAGCCUUUAGAAUGUCGUCGAAGGCAAAAAAAUUCGCCCAUCGCCUUCAACGCGUGUACUGUGAAUACAUGGAUGGUCUACAAGCCAAACUGUCGUCUGUCUCUAUGCCUCCAAAUCUAUGGCCUGUUGCAUCAAGCGGAGAUCUCCAGCACCUGGAGCGUCAACCAGGCAUCGUUGGCUGUCGGUCGUUGAAUACAGACAACUCGAAUUCCCCAAAGUCUGUGACAUUUACGUGGAAUUCGGACUUGCUACUUGCAGACAAGGUCAUGGACGACGUGCCAGUACCGGAAUUUGUUGAGCGUUUCCGCCUGAAGGCACACUUUCCACGCGGGGAAUUCUUCAAUUCACCUCAGUCAUCGCCCUAUGGGAGCUCGUAG
Molecule: messenger RNA, 747 nt
Organism: Mesocestoides corti
Lineage: Eukaryota; Metazoa; Platyhelminthes; Cestoda; Cyclophyllidea; Mesocestoididae
Source: the annotation of a GenBank genome assembly